This is a messenger RNA of Rhagoletis pomonella (apple maggot), 1993 nucleotides long. RefSeq names its product carbonic anhydrase-related protein 10 (gene CARPA). The record is from RefSeq and is a predicted model, not a curated record. Gene Ontology annotation, molecular function: zinc ion binding; carbonate dehydratase activity. NCBI's taxonomy places the organism in Eukaryota, Metazoa, Arthropoda, Insecta, Diptera, Tephritidae.
ACCAAGUGGUAAGUGGCAGCAAGUAAAGCUAAAGCCCUCAUCACUAUUGGUGAGUUAAGGAAACUGUGAAAACUGCAGCCAAAGCAACAGCAACAGCAACAGCAUGCCGCCGUCGCCGUCGUCCGCCUUCUCCAGCGCGUCGGUGUGCUCGCCAUCGUACACUUCUGGAUUUAUCGCUUAUUCAGCAAUCGUUUUGCUUUGCACUUCCGGAAUGGUGGACGUAUGAUGGCAUCUCCGGACCAAGUUUUUGGGGCCUUAUCAAUCCACAAUGGAAUAUGUGCAAUAAAGGGCGACGCCAAUCCCCCAUAGAUGUGGUGCCCGACAAAUUACUUUUCGAUCCGUACCUGCGGCCGUUACACAUCGACAAGCACAAGGUUUCCGGUACACUACACAACACAGGUCAAUCGCUCGUCUUCCGCGUCGACAAGGACACAAAGCAACCGGUUAACAUCACCGGUGGCCCACUCGCCUAUCGCUAUCAAUUCGAAGAGAUUUACAUACACUAUGGCACAGAGAACAGUCGGGGGUCAGAGCACUAUAUACAGGGUUACAGUUUCCCCGGUGAGAUACAAAUUUACGGCUUCAACAAGGAACUCUACCACAACAUGUCCGAGGCGCAACACAAAUCGCAGGGUAUUGUCGGCCUCUCGCUGAUGGUGCAAAUUGGGGAGACACCAAAUCCCGAACUACGAAUUAUAACCACCACAUUUAAUAAGGUUUUGUAUAGAGGCUUUUCCACGCCCAUUCGGCACAUAUCAGUGCGUUCACUGUUGCCAAAUACAGAUAAUUACAUAACCUACGAGGGAUCCACAACGCAUCCCGGCUGCUGGGAGAGCACCGUAUGGAUUAUUAUAAAUAAGCCCAUCUAUAUCACAAAACAAGAGUUAUAUCAACUCCGACGACUGAUGCAAGGCUCCGAGAGUACACCAAAAGCUCCAUUAGGUAAUAAUGCGCGUCCCGUACAAGGACUACACCAUAGAACUGUAAGGACAAAUAUAGACUUUAAGCGUAAUAGGAACCAAAAUUCAUGUCCGACCAUGUACAAGGAUAUGUACUACCGAGCGAAUCGUUGGUCACCGGAUACUGGCUUAUUGAUUCGUUGACCCAACAGAGGACAUAUGCAAAUAAAUGAGAAUAACAAUAAUAAUAAUAACAAUAAUCAUAGCGAUAGUGACAGUGGCACUAAUAGUUAUAGUUAUAGUUAUAGUGAAAGAGAUAACUACAUUUUCCAUAACUGUAAUAGCAACAAUGGUAAUUACAAUUUGUACAACUGCGAGUGCAGCAGGAGUGGUGGAGUUAACAACACAAGCAACUGCGCUGCCGCGAACAGCUGUGUGCAAAAUAAUUAUGAGCGCAGCAGGCGUAACCACAGUUGCUGCAAAAAUAACAACAAUAGCGGCAGGAGCGAGUGCAUCAAAACAAGUGACAAAUUUAAUUGUAGCAACAAACCCACACAAACACAAGCAACAAUAUGCACUGACGGAGGAGCUGCAUCGAGUGUCUGUAAUUUUCGUACGGUAAUAAAUGUGCACCAUAAUAAUCGAAUUCAUUACUACGAAAAUCAGACGAAGCGCCACGACAGCAACGUAGGCAAUUUGAUGCAACCGCCACUGAGUUUGUUGCAACUGUUGCUGUCGAUUUCACACGAAUGGCGGCAAUAAGCAGUAAACUCACACACUUACCCAUGUAUGUAUGUACAUAGGCGGAAAGAGCUCUGGUGCGUCACUGCUACCAAUUUUCCUCAUUUCAAUACUUAAUUUCACACAUUUGUCAUUAUAAUUUUCGUUGUGCAUACAGAGGUGUGAAUGUAUGUGUACGAGUGCACUGUGCGGCAGAUUAACGUGCAUUCAUAUGUAUGUAUAAAAGUGAGUACUUUAGGGUGCCUCACCAAAAAAGCGUUGCUUUUGUCCACCUGAAUUAUAAAAUGUGUUAUAUUUAAAGAGUUCUGCCUAAAUCGAGUUUUUUAUAAAUAAAAUUACUUUUUAAAAAUAUU